Molecule: messenger RNA, 483 nt
Organism: Vicia faba (fava bean)
Lineage: Eukaryota; Viridiplantae; Streptophyta; Magnoliopsida; Fabales; Fabaceae
Source: the annotation of a GenBank genome assembly
AUGGCAGAUAACGUGGUUGCAUUCCUUUUGGAACACUUAUCCCAAUUACUGCAACAUGAAGCUAAUUUUCUGUCCGGAGUGGAAGACAAAAUCAUAUCCCUCCACAACGAACUCGAAAUCAUUAGCAUCAGAGAUGUUUCCUACUUAGUCGAGGAUGUUAUCGACACAUUCAUCACCAAGGUCGCCUUCUACAAGAAGAGAAAUCUGCUGGGAAGAAUGUUUCACAGCGUUAAGCAUGCUAAGUUGCUACACGAGGUAGCAGAGAAAAUUGACAAGAAAAAAACAACGCUCAACAAGAUACACGAAAAAAAGAUCAAAUAUUGUCAAGAAAGCAGUGAUCAAUCAACAUCAGCAAGAGAAGUGGAGGAGAAAAGGAAAUCACUUCACAGAUUUAGAAGAAACGUGGAGGAGGAAGAUGUUGUGGGCUUUGUCCAUGAAUUUGAGGUUGUCAUCAAUAGACUCAUAGAAGGUGGCUCACUGUGA